This is a messenger RNA of Amphibalanus amphitrite, 2873 nucleotides long. RefSeq names its product adenosine receptor A2b-like. Gene Ontology annotation, biological process: G protein-coupled receptor signaling pathway. Lineage: Eukaryota; Metazoa; Arthropoda; Thecostraca; Balanomorpha; Balanidae. Gene Ontology annotation, cellular component: plasma membrane. The coding region runs from base 767 to 1873 and encodes 368 amino acids. Gene Ontology annotation, molecular function: G protein-coupled receptor activity. The record is from RefSeq and is a predicted model, not a curated record. The transcript is spliced from 3 exons.
AGCACUCUUCCCACCAUCGUCUCUUUAUACGCGUCAUACCACAGCCCAGCGUGCCGUCUGCCCCGCCCGGCGCCGCCCGUAUACGCGCUGCGUGGGCCGCGCUCUCGGCGCUGCCCAUCGGCGUUUGAUGGUGUGGCUAUUUGCGCAAACAGUGCGGUAAUUGCCGGCAGAACGAUAGUCGCUAUCGGCCGACCGGGACCCGACAGCUGCGCGUCGGCACCGGCGGGGUCAGAGUCGACAUCGACGUGAGGUGGAGAGAGUCGCUGUGGCCGAGAGUCCUUCUCCAAGUAUUUUGAGAGGAUAUCGAACGGGGAUUGCGGUAGUGGAUCAGAAGAGUUCAAGUGUUUCCUGAAGAUGGGUUUAAAUCCGUGAAAGGGCAUUGAAGAUCCGAUAAAAGAGACUAAGAAGCAAACACAAGACCAGCGUGAGUUCUGUGUACUGUACUGUCAGCGAUGCUACCAGCAAUGACUCGGAAAACGACUGCUAUUUGAGUAGGACGUUUUCUUAUCAUUUCAGUUUCCAGCUAAAUUAGGCUGGCCCAGUGCAGACCACGAACUAUGUGAAUCAAACGGCUAUCCUCUGGAGUGAUCGGAGGCCGGCCACUCUCAAGUGACACAGUGGCCGUGAGACAGACUCUUCGUCUUCAGCUGGUACUGCAGUGAACAACGGCCUCUCUAUUUGCUCCGCAAGACAACUGCGCUCGUCUGUAGCCGUAUCCAGCGGGCAGCUGUCUCUCCAACCUCACCAGGCUCCCCCUACGCUCACCAUGCAGCUGGGCGCUCCGUGGGGCUCGGGCCGACCGCCUCCCACCGAGCCGGCGCCCUCCAACUGCUCCCUGGGCGGCUACACGGCGAUGACGCCGUACGUGGUCACUUUGGACGCCAUCGUGUGCGUGGCGGCUGUGUCCGGAAACCUCCUGGUCAUGGUCGCCGUGGCGCGGUUCCGCUCCCUCCGCACCACCACCAACACCUUCGUGGUCGCAUUGGCUGGUGCUGAUCUCCUGGCAGCGCUCUCAGUGCCCUACUACAUCUCCUUCUACUUUGACGUGUCGUACCGAUGCGAGGAGGGGCCCUGUCUGGCGCGCUACUUUGUCACCAACGCCACCAACACCAUGUCGAUCCUGCUGCUGGUAGUCGUCUCGGUGGACCGGUUCGUGGCGGUGAAGCUGCCGCUGCGCUACCCCGCUCUGAUGUCGCGCCGGAGGGCUCUCUCGCUGGUCGUGAUCAUCUACGUGUACUCUCUGCUGCUCAACUCGAUCGUACUGGUGGACGAGCUGAACGCCUGGACGCCGGCGGCUGCCGAGUGUGACCUGGUGUACGUCCUGCCGGCGGCCACGGCUGUCCCGCUGGUGGCUGGGCACGUGCUGAUGGCCCUGGCGGCCACCACCGGCCUCUACGUGGGCAUCUUCCGCGAGGCGUGGCGUCAGAACAGGAUGGCGCGGGAGGUUACCGGGCCUGGGCCGCGCUGCCACCGGCCUUCCGGGGACACCAAGACCGCCUGUAUGAUGGUGCUGAUACUGGGCUGUAAUACGGUGGCCAUGCUCCCGUACGCCUUGGGAGUGUGCCUCAGAUAUGCGUACAUUGAGAACAUAUACAUACAUGAGAACGUCCUCUCCGAACUGAAGAAGGUAAACCAGAUGUUCGUGUCAUUAUACUUCGCCAAAUCAGCCAUCAACCCGGUGGUUUAUGGCUGGAAAAACGCAGAAUUCGCCGCAGCAUUUCGGCAGAUUGUCGGCUGUGGCGACCGAUCUAAGCUACGGCGACAUUCAGCCAGCGCCAUCUGCACAGUAUCUGGGCGACUGCGGCGCCACCUGGAUCCAGUGAACGAACUGUCCAGCUCAGCCUCCGUGGAAACCAUCGAUACUUAUCUGUGACACAUUUAGUUAGCGAUAGAUCAGUGUUUCGUGAAGAUAAUAAGCUAUAAUUUAUUUUUCUACAUAUUCGUUGAUGGUAUGCAUUUAAAACUUGUAUCAGCACAAAUUUGAUAGCUUGCAUCGGCAAAUAUCCUAAUUCCUAUUCAAAAAGUCGUGCAGCAUGUGAUCGGAACAAUGACCAUGCCCCAAGCGUAUGGUGAAACACAACAGGCAGUCAGAUACAAAUAUUUUCAAGUCAUUUUGACCAGCAUACCGUUAUAUUGAAGGCUCCUGUUAUGCUUAGAAAAUGUACUACGACAGCGAUGGUUUAUCGGUGCUUUUGCGAAAAGCAGCAGUACCUAUCGCUCUCGGUUGCAUCGUUUGCCUGACUUCCUUGCAUUUACUGGAAAUACAAUUGUCAGGGAGGAGAGCGAAAAAAAUAGGAGAUUGCCAAUGCUUUUGGGUAGUAUUGAUGAAGGAUGGCUUGGAGUGCUAAGAGGAUAUUCAUUGGUCAUGAGCUUAUAAUUUUGAUUUUAAACAGCUACAUCGAUUAAAACUAUAGUGCAAUCACUCUGCAAUGAUAACCGUCCUGAAAAACGUUACGUACUAUAAUGCGUGUAUUUUAAUUGCUUAUUGCCUGUAUUUUAAUUGAGUUGCCAAAGAAUGAGGUAAAUUCAUCACGGUCAAAGGUUGGGGCCUGGCGGCAUGAAACAGCAUCGCUUAACAAUGUGAUUGUAGGUUCUUUUUAGCAGGCCAUGGCAGGGGUUAAGGACCAAAAAGAUGGAUCCUGGUAUGUUUCCUGGUACAUUGUUAUUGUUCUUUGCAUUUAAUUUAUAAAUUACCAUGUCAAAACGCCGAUGUUUGGCAUGCGUAAAAUUUCAAAUUAGCAAAACGAAAACGAGACGGACGCUGCUAAUGAUCUGUCUUGCCGAGAUAUUUUGCUAUAUAAACUUAGCCGUUGUUGGUGACAUAAGAGACCAGUGUUGAAUCCUUGUUUGUAAAUAAAUCCAAAGAACACCUA